UAUAAUUCUCAUGCCUGCUUUCUCUCUGUCACUUUGUUUGUAUACAUAAUCCUGGAUCCAUUUCCAACCCAAGAUCUCUGAACAACCCCCCCCCCCCCCCCCCCCCCCAGAGACCUUGGUUUCAGCAAAGAAAUGGCUCCACUCAUGUACUUCAACUCAAGAAAGGUACUUUUGAUCAUUUCUCUUGUUGUGUUCCUCUUUUCUUCUACUCUGCUCCUUUGUGCCUCAGAAGAAGAUGAGAAGGUGGCAAGGAUUCACAGCUCAUCACAGUUUAUGGGAUCAAGGAAAAUGUUGGGAUUGGAUGAAGAAGAUGAAGAUGUCCAGCCUAAGAAGAUCAAACCCAAGACCCCCACUACUUCCACAACCCAAUCCUCCAAAAACCAAACCAAGCUCAUCAAACCCUCUACAUCAUCAUCUUCCAAGAACCAAACCAAGCUCAUCAAGCCAAGCACCAAUUCAACCAAGUCAUCAUCACCCUCUAUCAAGAUUAGCCUCAAGAAGCUCAACUCCACUUCCAAACCCUCAAACUCCACCAAACCCACUUCAUCAUCCCUCUCCUCCAAAACCUCAGAUCUAACUAAAUUAGCCUCCCCCAAAAACAAAACAACCAAACCUACCACCACAAAACAACCUCAAACUUCCAAACCACCUCAAAAAACAGAGAAAACCCCCACCCCGAAAAAACCCACCAAGAAACCAAUCCAACCAAGCUGGAUCGAACAAGAGGACGACAUCGACUUCGUCUCCGACUUCACAGACUUACCCGGCCAGUUCCAGCAAACCCUCAUCCCUGACCUCGAGAAAAUCUCCACCACAUCAAAAAUCUACCUCACCAAAGCCAACAAGCAAAUGACCACCAGGUUCAAACCUCUCGUCGGAAACAAAUACGCCUCUACCAUUGCUUCCAUAGUCUCCUGCGCAUUCCUAAUAAUCCCAUUGCUCCUAGUCUCUCUUCUCUUCAACAGAAUUAAAGCCUACUUUUCCCUCCAAAAACUCCUCAUCUUCAUCCAAGUCUACCUCUCCAUCUACUUCUCCAUUCUCUGCCUCUCUUGCUUGGUCACCGGUCUCGAGCCCCUCAAGUUCUUCUACGCAACUUCCCAGUCCACCUACGUCUGCCUCCAAGUUCUCCAGACUCUCGGCUACGUGCUCUAUCUUCUUCUUCUUCUCAUGUACUUGAUCCUGGUCUUCUCGACUGACUCCGGGCUGGGUUCGAAAGUGUUGGGUCUGGCCCAGUGUUUCGUCGGGUUCGCUAUUGGGCUGCAUUAUUAUAUGUCGGUGUUUCACCGGGCGGUGCUCCGCCAGCCGCCGAAGACUAAUUGGAAGGUACACGCGAUAUACGCGACGUGUUACCUUGUGAUUUGUCUGUUCGCGACGGCGGAGAGGAGGAAGAAGGCUUACUUGGAAGAAGGUGGUGAAGAGGGCAAGAAGAACUGAAUUUUUGUUUGUUCCAAAAAAAAAUCCAAGUAGCACCAUAUUAGAAAUUCUUGAUACACAAAAGCAAAAAAAAAAAAAAUUUGUCAUUUCUUUCUUGUAAUCUUAGCACUCUAUAUUUUGUUAUAGUAGGAAGAAUUUAUUCUAAGUGGCCGGACAUAUGAUACCAUUUGGGCAAGCAAGUGCAUCCACAUGGUGUUGUGAAAUAUGAUAUAGAAUGUAUGCAAGUGGAAUUCAUGUCUACCUGUUAUAUCAAUAAGGCUCUUACUUUGUUAUA
Messenger RNA from Argentina anserina (silverweed cinquefoil), 1708 nucleotides. RefSeq lists its product as uncharacterized. The transcript has a single exon. NCBI's taxonomy places the organism in Eukaryota, Viridiplantae, Streptophyta, Magnoliopsida, Rosales, Rosaceae. The record is from RefSeq and is a predicted model, not a curated record. The coding region runs from base 133 to 1434 and encodes 433 amino acids.